Molecule: messenger RNA, 2051 nt
Organism: Pseudogymnoascus destructans
Lineage: Eukaryota; Fungi; Ascomycota; Leotiomycetes; Thelebolales; Thelebolaceae
Exons: 2
Coding region: 310-1545 (411 amino acids)
Source: RefSeq, a predicted model, not a curated record
CACACCAAACCUCCAUCGCCCGCCGUCGAUCAUAACUCAAAUUCCAAAAAGCCAACCAAGCGCAGCCAGCGCUGAGCUGCACCUCUUCGUAGCCCUCGGAUAAUCCUUCCCUCCCUCCAGCCAGCCUGUGCCCUUGCCCACCGCCCGUCCGUCCGCUCGACCCCUCCAUCCAUCAGCGCCCCCAUCCCCGCCCUUCCGCUGCGCCCUCCUUCCAUUCCUUCCACCAGCACCACCACCGCCGCCUCAGCCACUACCGCACAAAUACCAGCGCCUACUACUCUGACGUACAUUGCCAAACCUACAAAUAAAAUGACAUCCCCAUCCCCACGCGCCCCCUUCCCCCCCUCCCCCGACGGCGCAGCCGCGCCGGAGCUGCCCCACGCGCCAGCGCUGUCGUCGGCGAAUGCGCGGGCGCGGUUUGAGUUCGAGGCGGGGAGGGGGGCGGAGGGGAGUAAAGUGCUGAUGGUUGAGUGGAGUACUGCGCUAAAAGAGGAGGGAGGGGAGGAGGAGGAGGUAUGGGAGGUAAGCUGGGAAGGCAAAGCGCGGGGUGUCGUUUAUGGCAGCGGCAGCGCAACUGUAGAUGAGAGUGAGGCCGGGGGCGGGGUUGGCGAUUCGGCGGCCGGGGAGGGGGAGGUGGAGGUGGCGGGGAAACUUCAUACGCACCGAUUAUACUUCCUCCUCCCACCACAGACCCCGGUUCCACGACUUGUUAAUAUAUCCCGUCAAGGUGAUACGGCCGAGCCACUCCACACGAACCCUCUCCCAGCGAUCUUCCCACCCGAACUCGGUCUAUCGGCGCGCACGGCGGGGCGGAAGGGGGUAUUGCAUACGCGGUGGGCGAAGAGGAGGUUGGCGGCGCUGGAGGUGGAGAUUGAACGUGAAGGGGGGAGGGGGGAGGGCGUGGGCUGGGAGAUGGCUGUUAGGGAGAGGGUGUGGAUUGAGGAGAAUUUUGGGGUUGGGAAGGGGGUGGGGAAGGAUGGCAGUGCGAGCGGGAAGACGCCGGGGGGUCCGUUGGGGAGUGGAGGGAGGAUGGGGGGGUUGAAGGUUGGGACUAGUCCUGGGGAAUUGGGUGUUUAUGCCCCAGGACCCCUCAACCCCCUCUCCCCCGCUCCCUCCGACGUCGCCAUCGCCGCCCCCGCAUUCGCACUCUUCCACGCCCCCGCGCCCUCCUCUGCCCCAGAACAAUCCGUACAAACGACCUUACCUACACAAACGCAGACAAGGGGAGCACCAGCGAUAGUCUCGCAGCUCCCGCCCGUGUCUAUCGUCGCGCAGCAAGCUGAGACGGGGGAUGGGCAGUUGAUGAGCUCUCUGGAUGCGUUGGCAGCUGGUGGUACGGGCGGCGAGGGGGUAGGGGCUGGGGCGAGGUGGACGCCUGCGGAUGCUAAGUCGGCGGGUGGAGAUGUUGGGGAGGGUAAUGAUGGUGAGGAGGAUGCAGAGGGUGGGAAGGAUGAGUUAUUCGCCAUACCCCCGCGCGAGAGAGGGCCAGAGAUGGCGCGGAGUCCAUUUAGCCUCGUGAGCGAGGAGGUUGUGCCGUGGCGGUAACAUUAUGUUCGGGGAUUGCACCUUGGAUGUGGAGGGGCCAGGUGGAAAAGUGCACGCUCGCUAUAUACCCUUUCUGUUAAUCGAUAGUGGUGUUUCUCUUAUAGACCGAAAAAAAAAAUGUCCAGGGGUAAUAGUCCCUGAUUCAAGCUACUUGCAGGUUUAAGUAGGUGCGAAGGCUUCAUGUAGGAAGGAACGGCAUGUCACAAAUCCUUUGAAACUCUCAUGAUAUCAUGAUAUUCAAUGUCACAAGGCCUUCGAGCUCUCAUUUCAAACUGCGACCUGCCGCCCCGUCCCACCUGGGAUUGUACGCCAAACUCGCUCCUUCUGCUUCCCACCCCAGAUAAUAAAUCCCCUUCGCUCCUUCCCUUCCAAACCACCGCUCGCUCUAAAAGUACGAAUCCAAGUUGCCUCGUAGCCAUACAUUGUCCAACCCCCCCCCCCUUCCCCCAUUCCCGCAUUCCAAUUCUAUCCAUUUAAAAAAAAACAUAUACAAAAUCCAAAAAUCC